UUAUCCAGCAGUAUGCCAUCAGAUCUCGAGCUAACUGGAAGCGUACAACUCCUCGAGCAGUUUAGCUUAGCGUGUCGCGUGUUUUCCUAAGCUUUUUCUCGCGUUGAGCGCGGUUGUUCAAAAACGUUAAUUGUGUUGUGUUGUUGGGUUGGCUCAUUUUUUCCACCAUGUGGUGGCUGUGGUUGGUGCUAACGAGCACAGUUUCGAUUCUGAGUGCCGUGAUCUAUUGGUGGUAUCGAGUUCGUUAUGCAUUCGCGGAUAAGUGGCCAACGAUGGAAUCGACCUAUCCGCUGGUCGGAAAUGGACCGGUGAUGAUGGGCAAAAGUGACACCGAGCGGUUUGAGAUCAUUAAGCAAACGUACGCCUCGACGGACCGGAUCCGGAAGGCCUGGGCUGGACCCAAGUUGUUGCUGCUGGUGACGCAUCCGGAUUUGGUGCAGCAGCUGCUGACCGACCCGAUCUGUUUGGAGAAACCGUUCCUGUAUCGGUUCGCUGGAUUCGAGCAGGGAUUGUUUACGGCCAAGUAUCACACCUGGAAGACGAUGCGCAAACGGUUGAACCCGUGCUUCAACAUCAAAAUCAUCCACGGUUUCAUCCCGAUCCUGGCCCGGUGCGGUAUCAAGAUGGGCCGCCGGCUGAACGAAUUUCCGGACGGAACCGUCGUCAAUAUUCACAAAUUUACCGCCCUCUGCACCCUGGAAAUGGCCUGUGGGACAACCCUGGGGCGUAACGUUCUGGAUCGGGACCAAAAGCGGAAGCUGGAAUUCGAACACGGGCUGGAUACAGCCUUCCGGAUUGCAUCUCAUCGUAUGAUUACGAUUCAGUAUUAUUCGGAUUUCGUUUUUCGACUGUCGAAACUGCACAAAGAGCUGCAAGACGCCCGGAAAGCUGUUGUCGAUUUUUUCCUAGAUCUCGUGAAUGAAAGAAGGCAGAGUUUACAGAAGCCGAAAUUGAUUGAUAGCAACAAUAACAUUGAAACCAAUAAUAAUACUAAACAUGUCAACAACAACCUCGAAGACAGCGGUGAAGAUUUGGUGCGGAAGCCUAAAAUUCUGGUGGAUCAGUUACUGAUGGGCUCAUCGGAUGGAACCCCGUUCAGUGAUCAGGAAAUUACCGACAAUAUCUAUGCAGUCAUCAGUGGGGCCGUUGACACUUCCGGUUUGAUAACGGCUCACGCCUGCCUGUUCCUGUCGUUCUACCCGGAAGUUCAGAAACGCCUGUUUGCCGAAAUCAACGAACACUACCCAGCCGAUUGCACCGAUCCAGACUUUUCCCCGGAAACACUCAAACAGCUCGAGUACACCGAGAUGUUCCUCAACGAAGUGCAACGACUCUGGACCGUGGUGCCGUACGUGGCCCGGGAAAAUACGGCUGAAAUCGAAAUCGACGGGAUCAAGGUGCCCCCAGGGAACGUUUUCGUCAUGAGCCUGUUUGCCGUCCAUCGGAGGACGGACAUAUGGGGACCCAACGCGGAACAAUUCGAUCCGGAGAAUUUUUCCAAAGAACGGAUGCGGGAUCGACAUCCGUUUGCGUUUUUGCCGUUUAGCGGUGGAAAUCGGAUUUGCGUGGGAUGGCGAUACGCCCAGUUCGCGUUGAAAAUCAUUAUGAUCAAUUUGGUGCGGAACUUCGAGUUUAAUUCCAAAAUUAAACCGGAAGACAUACGAUUCCUGCACGAUCUGACGCUGAAGUUGCCAUUCGAACACGCCGUGAAGUUAACGAAACGGAAUCCAGCUGCCUGGAGCUAGGGCCUUUGUAGGCCUGGACCUGCGUUGCUUGCUUCCUAUCCCCCAUGUUGAAUGGAUAUUUGUGAUGGGCGAGAAUAUUCAUCAGGAACACCACGGAUUCUCAUUGGGUAUUUUUUC
This is a messenger RNA of Uranotaenia lowii, 1862 nucleotides long. RefSeq names its product probable cytochrome P450 313a4. Gene Ontology annotation, molecular function: heme binding; oxidoreductase activity, acting on paired donors, with incorporation or reduction of molecular oxygen; iron ion binding. NCBI's taxonomy places the organism in Eukaryota, Metazoa, Arthropoda, Insecta, Diptera, Culicidae. The coding region runs from base 168 to 1745 and encodes 525 amino acids. The record is from RefSeq and is a predicted model, not a curated record. The transcript is spliced from 6 exons.